AUGGGCACCGGGACACAGCAGCAAACACGAGGCCAUGCCGGCCAUGGCCACCAUCACCAUCACCAUCACCACCACCACCACCACGACAACGUCUACCUCACCUCGCAGAACAAGAACGACGCCGGCGUGCGCAUCACCCGCAUCGGGCUCUACUCGAACCUGGCCAUGGCCGUCGCCAAGGGCGCGGGCGGCUAUGCCUUCAACUCGCAGUCGAUGGUCGCCGACGCCUGGCACUCGCUGACCGACCUCGCGUCCGACAUCCUGACGCUGGCGACCGUCUCGUGGAGCCUGCGGCCGCCGACUGCCAACUUCCCUCAGGGCUUCGGGAAAGUCGAGAGCCUGGGCUCGCUGGGCGUGUCGAGCAUGCUGCUGUUCGGCGGCCUCUUCAUGGGCAUGAGCAGCUGCGAGUCGCUGUACGCGCACUUCUUCCUGGGGCCGGACGCGGCCGCGGCGCUGCUGGAGCACGGCGGGCACGGCCACGGCCACGGACAUCAUCACCAUAGCCACGCGGCGGUGGGCGGGCCGAGUUUGCAUGCCGCCUGGCUGGCGGCGGGGACUGUUGCUGUGAAGGAGUGGUUGUACCAUGCUACAAUGAAAGUAGCGCGAGAGCGCAAAUCAUCCGUCCUGGCGUCCAACGCCGUCCACCACCGCGUCGACUCGCUCACGGGCAUCGUCACGCUGCUCGCCAUCCUGGGCGCCAACUUCCUCACAUCGGCCGCAUGGCUGGACCCCGUCGGCGGCCUGUUCAUCUCGUUUCUGGUCAUCCGCGCCGGGUUCCAGAACGUUCUCUCGGCGCUGUACGAGCUCGCGGACAAGUCGAUCGACGAGGAGGUCAAGGCGUCCGUCUCCCGGCAGGUGGGCAAGAGCCUGGAAGAGGUGUCACAGGGGCAGGAGGUUGAGCUGCGCGACGUAACGGGCGUCAAGUCCGGACAGAACUAUCUGGUGGACGUGGAGCUGGGCGUGCCGAGUGCGUGGACGGUGGAGGACGUGCGCGGAGUGGAGGAGGCCGUGCGGACGAGGGUCGGUGGCAAGGUCAGGGGCGUCAGGAGGGUGCGUGUACGGUUUGUGCCCAAGACGGCGCCCGUCCCUGAUCGGUUUGACGAGUUCAUCCGGGGGGAUGUGAGUCCCCGGUCGAGUCCCGAGCCGGAGGAUGAGAACGUGCAUGAGCAUCGCAAGGCGGAAUGA
Chaetomium strumarium is the source of this 1185-nucleotide messenger RNA. Its product is annotated as cation efflux family-domain-containing protein. Gene Ontology annotation, cellular component: membrane. Gene Ontology annotation, biological process: transmembrane transport; monoatomic cation transport. Bases 1 to 1185 code for a protein of 394 amino acids. The transcript is spliced from 2 exons. Lineage: Eukaryota; Fungi; Ascomycota; Sordariomycetes; Sordariales; Chaetomiaceae. The record is from RefSeq and is a predicted model, not a curated record. Gene Ontology annotation, molecular function: monoatomic cation transmembrane transporter activity.